AGCCGGAGGAGGAGGGAGAGCUCUCCCAGCGAGCAACAAGUCUCUUUCAGCCAAACUGUGAAAUACUCUCCAGUUUACGCCUGCUGGGACUAAAACGGGACCCCUGUGUGUGAGUUCCCGGUCGGAUGUAGCGGCGGAGCGGGGCGGGCGGUGAUGGUAUCAUGGCUGCUGUGUUCACUGAGCUGCCCUCCUAGACUCCCCCGUCACACAGACUCGCUAAAGCCUGCGCUGCCGUAGGAUCUGCUCAGACACAGACGCUCAGCGCACCACGAGCGUGCGGGAUGACAACCUCCCAUCUUAAUGGCCACGUCGCCGGGGAGGGAGGAGGAGGAGGAGGAGGAGGAGAUGAAGAGCUGAGGGGAGGACAGCCGCAUCGGGAAAUGGCCGUGGACUGCCCGGGAGAGCUCGGCAGUCGGACGUUACCCGUCCGAAGAUCGGCACAGCUGGAGAGGAUACGGCAACACCAGGAGGACCUUCGGCGGCGUAGAGAAGAAGAGGGUCGCCAACUGGAUCUGAACGCCUCGCUCAGACUCAGGAAGCUUUCCCAGAACCCUCACAUCGGGAUCGACAACCCCACAUUCCUACAAGACACAUACAUACCGCAGCAGCCGGCGCUUGGCAGCCAGCAGACGCAGCCACCGCUGGAGUUGGAUGAGCUGCUGCUGUCGCUGAAGCAGAUCCGCGGCUGCCUGACUGACCAGCAGAGUCAGAAUGACAUAGAGCUGGUUCUUGCACUACUAAACAAGUCUGACUUCCAGUCGGCGCUGAAGGUCCAUAAUGCUGUGGCUGCCAGCAUGCACCGGCCGUCUCCCCCAUACCCACACACACAGCAGGCACUUCCUCUGGCCAUGGAGGUCAGGAAUAUCAUCCAGACAAGUCACAGUAAAGAAGGACUCGAACUCCACAGCCUGCUGUCAGACAUCCACAUCCAGUCGCUGCUCCUGGCCCACGACAGCGUAGCGGAGACGGAGAUGCAGCCGGAGUCGCUGCCCGCUGAAGGAGAAACGCUCACGCAGUGGGGAGGAGAGACGGUCAAGAUAGUCCGCAUUGAGAAGGCCCAGGACGUCCCACUGGGGGCGACCGUUCGGAAUGAGAUGGAGAGCGUUGUGAUCAGCCGGAUCGUCCGGGGAGGGGCAGCCGAGCGGAGCGGCCUUUUAUCUGAAGGAGACGAAAUACUGGAGAUAAACGGCAUCGAGAUCAGAGGGAAGGACGUCAACCAAGUCUUUGACAUUCUGGCGGACAUGCACGGCCUCCUGACCUUUGUGUUAAUUCCCAGCACUCAGAGCAAACCUCCUCCUGUCAAAGAGUCUGUGGUGCACGUCAAAGCACAUUUCGACUACGACCCCUCAGACGACCCUUACGUGCCGUGCAGAGAGCUGGGCCUGUCCUUCCAGAAAGGAGACAUUCUCCACAUUAUCAGCCAGUCGGACCCCAACUGGUGGCAGGCUUUCAGGGACGGGGACGAGGACAACCAGCCGCUGGCUGGGCUGGUUCCAGGGAAGAGUUUCCAGCAGCAGAGAGAAGCCAUGAAACAGACGAUAGAAGAAGACAAGGAGCCUGAGAAGUCUGGGAAGCUUUGGUGUGCGAAGAAGAACAAGAGGAAGAGAAAGAAGCUGCUGUACAACGCUCACAGGAAUGACGAUCUUGACAAUGAGGAGAUCCUCACCUACGAGGAGAUGGCGCUGUACCACCAGCCAGCCAAUAGGAAGCGGCCCAUCGCACUGAUCGGGCCGACCGGCUGCGGGCAGGUGGAGCUUCGGCAGAGACUGCUCAACAACCAAUCAGAUCGCUUCGCCGGAGCCGUACCUCACACGACACGGAACCGCCGAGACGGCGAGCUGAGCGGUCGAGACUACCACUUUGUUUCACGUCAGACUUUUGAGGCGGAGCUGGCCGCUGGGAAGCUGAUCGAGUCUGGAGAGUUUGAGAAGAACCUGUACGGGACGAGCACGGACUCGGUGAGGCAGGUCAUCAACACUGGAAAGAUCUGCGUGCUCUGCCUGCACACACAGGCUCUGAAGGUGCUGCGGAGUUCGGACCUGAAACCUUACAUCAUCUUCAUCGCUCCGCCUUCACAAGAAAGACUCCGAGCUCUGCUGGCGAAAGACAACAAGAACCCCAAGCCCGAAGAGUUGCGUGACAUCAUCGAGAAGGCGCGGGAGAUGGAGCAGAGCUGCGGUCACCUGUUCGACGCGGUCAUCGUCAACACGGACCAGGACAAAGCCUUCAACGAGCUGCUGCGGCUCAUCAACAAACUGGACACUGAGCCUCAGUGGGUUCCCUCCUCCUGGCUGCGCUGAACGCAACACACACACACACACACACACACUCACAGUGGCACACGCCAGCGGGAGAGCAGAGCCGCAGAGGCCCCACCCACUGCAGGCACGCCCCGCCACAGGUUAGGUAAAGCAGACGCUGAGACUCAGCUGGGAAGGAAAACUGUACGAUUCUUCAGUGUUAUUACAAAUAAGAUGGAAUAUUAGGCCUCUUUUUUUUUUCCUUUUUUUUUUUAGAAAAACGUCACAAGAGAAUCAUGAUGUUUCCAAAAUAAGUCAGGAGAAGAAAAUGUGUCAUGAUUCUAAUGAAAAAAAUGUGAAAGUGACUGAUGUUGUACUCCUAUGUGACAAAAGUUAGAUUGUUAUUACUUCAUGGAGCUGGCUGAGCUUCACUGUUUUCCUCCCUUAAAAAAAAACCUCAGAGCUUCAUCAUUAACCAGUCUGACCCGGUGACCUUUGGCCUUUCUCUUGUGAGUCGUUGGGAGAAAAACAAAGUCCGCCGUUUGAUUGAUCUCCCGCUUCCAAACACGUCCAUCACGUCUCUCAUAAGUUUUCAUUUCACAAAACUACAGAGCGCCUCUACUUCCACCUCUUGUCUCUGUAGUUCUCUGAAUAGGACAUUAUUUUAUCAGUAUACAUUUAUCUGUUAACAUUCAACUUGUUUCAAUCACAGAAUUCAACAUUUCAGUCUUUGGAUAAAUGAUCAGUUUAAUUUACUCUGAUUUCUCUGAAAAUAUACAAAAACUACAUAAAAAAAAAAACAGAACUAUGUUCAUAUAGAAGGAGACUGUUGUUGGUUUUAUUGAUUCAGCACUUAAGUUUUCAUAAUCCUCAGAUUAAAACAGCAUAUUUGUAAUACUGGCUGAUAAUAUGUUACACUGUAAUUAGACACCAGCCUCACCUGUAUCCAUGUUGCUCGGAGCGAAUGAAGCAGCCCGAGCCAACAGACAAAACUCGCCGUUUAAAUCCCCCCCCUUUAGGGAA
This is a messenger RNA of Salarias fasciatus (jewelled blenny), 3263 nucleotides long. RefSeq names its product protein associated with LIN7 1, MAGUK p55 family member a (gene pals1a). Gene Ontology annotation, molecular function: protein binding. The coding region runs from base 282 to 2300 and encodes 672 amino acids. Lineage: Eukaryota; Metazoa; Chordata; Actinopteri; Blenniiformes; Blenniidae. The transcript has 17 exons. The record is from RefSeq and is a predicted model, not a curated record.